CGCUGCAUUGGUUCAGUACUGCGCUGAGUAGAGUUAUGGUCGCUCGAAGGAGUUUGCAGUCUUUAUGAAUAUUUUCGCAAAAUUUCCUAUGGCUUUCAAGGCUCUUCUGUUUUAACAUAUGCUAUAUAUGAAUCCACCCUGAAAUUAACCGGUGCAAAGGAAGAAUUUAGCACUUUUUGUCCAUGACGCAUUAACCGGUGAAGUGGGCUAUACUCCUGGCUAUGGCUGAUCAAUUUUUGGGCUGUUCGGUGUGAGCAUCGUGUGAUCUGCCCUGCGGUGGAUUGUCCAACAUCCAAGAUGUCCCAGUCAUCCACCGCUGAUGAGGGUACAACCUUUGAACACUUGUGGAGUACCCUUCUCUUUGUCUUGUUACAGUGAGCCAGACAGCACAUAUUUUGAGCUUCCUCAGGCAGGACACUCAGGGGACAGGGUGGCUUCCAGCAGCCUGCCCAGCAACCGCGCUGAAGUCUGCAUGGACGUCUACCACAUGAGAGACAUGAACGACAACGUCAUGUCUCAGUACAGCCUACUGAGCAGCAGUAUGGAACAAGGUUUGGGGAACAGACCAGCGUCUACCAGUCCCUACAGCUCAGAGACCACAUCCAACGUGCCAACGCCGUCACCCUACUCCCAGCCAAACUCGACCUUUGAGGCCAUGUCUCCAGCUCCGGCCAUCCCCUCCAACACCGACUACCCUGGGCCACACAACUUCGAGGUCACCUUCCAGCAGUCUAGCACCGCCAAGUCAGCCACAUGGACGUACUCUCCGUUGCUCAAAAAACUGUACUGUCAGAUCGCCAAGACCUGUCCGAUUCAGAUCAAACUGGCUUCCUCGCCCCCAAACGGUAGCGUCAUACGAGCCAUGCCCAUCUACAAGAAGGCUGAACACGUCACAGAGGUGGUCAAACGGUGUCCUAACCAUGAACUCGGACGGGACUUCAAUGAAAGUCAGACGGCUCCUGCCAGUCACUUGAUACGAGUGGAGGGCAAUAAUUUGAGUCAGUAUGUGGAUGACCCUGUGACAGGCCGACAGAGUGUUCUAGUUCCAUAUGAGUCUCCACAGGUGGGAACUGAGUUCACGACCAUUCUGUAUAAUUUCAUGUGCAACAGCAGUUGUGUCGGUGGAAUGAACCGCAGGCCUAUCCUCAUCAUCAUCACGCUGGAGACACGAGACGGACAGGUUCUCGGUAGGCGUUCAUUUGAGGGCCGGAUUUGUGCGUGUCCGGGUCGAGACCGCAAAGCAGAUGAGGAUCAUUUCAGGGAGCAACAGGCGCUAAAUGAGAGCGUGGCCAAAAAUGGAAAUGCCAAUAAACGAAAUUCUGUUUAUGAACUUACAGAUUUCAAACAGACUCCAGCCAAUAUUACAGGCCCUUCCAUCAACAUCAAGAAGAGGCGACAUGGAGAAGAAGAGAUGUAUUACAUACCAGUGCGUGGUCGGGAAAAUUUUGACAUCCUGAUGAAGAUAAAGGACAGUCUGGAACUUGUGGAGUUUGUACCACAGCAGUUAGUGGACUCAUACAGACAACAACAACAGCAGCUCCUACAGAGACAGAGUCACGUUGCCUCUCCGUCUCCAUAUGGCACACUCAAUAACAUGAAUAAGAUUCACGGGCCCAUCAGCAAGCUUCCCUCAGUGAAUCAGCUGGUGACACAACAGACUCAGCAGAGCGCAGGACCCUCUGCAUCCAUGUCACAUAUGGGUACAAACAUGCUGGGUGGACACCACAUGCAGUCUAACGGCGAUGUGAAUGGAGCUCACCCGUCACAGUCUAUAGUGUCCACCUCUCACUGUACCCCUCCCCCACCUUACAACCCCGACCCCAGCCUCGUCAGUUUCUUAACCAGCCUGGGCUGCCAAAACUGUAUCGACUACUUCACGUCACAGGGACUCCAGAGUGUCUACCAUCUUCAGACUCUUUCUAUGGAGGAUCUUGGGGCCCUGAAGAUUCCUGAGCAGUUCCGGCUGGCGAUCUGGAGGGGCCUGCAGGACAUGAAGCAGGGCCACGAUUACGGACAGCAGCUCAUUCGCUCCAGCAGUAACAUGGCCACGAUGGCCAUCGGCCCCGGAGGAGAGCUGCAGCGCCAGCGCGUCAUGGAGGCCGUGCACUUCCGAGUGCGUCACACCAUCACCAUCCCAAACCGCGGCCCGUCCACGGGAGGAGAGGAAUGGGCUGACUUUGGCUUUGACAUGCCCGACUGCAGGAUACACAAGCACUCCAUCAAGGAGGAGUUCGCAGAAAGCGACGUUCACUGAGAAGGACCGCUCAUUCAUUGUUUUCCAUUUCUAUAUUGUCCGUAUUGGGUUCUUAAAACUGCAAUGGACGGUUUUUAUUUUCAUAUAGCAGCACUUCCAUAUUUGACAACAAAUGAUUUAAGGCGUAGAAAUCUUUGUGCAAACAAUUCCCUUUUUAUGAGCUCCAGGAUUCAAACCAAUCAUUUUAUUUGAUUGUCAUUUGUGGCCUUAUGCUAAUAUUACAUCACACAAAAAAAUGAAUCGUUAACUAAAAUUAAUGACAUAUUUAGGACAUAGUCAAGAAUAACUCGCAAUUCUGACUUUAUAACUCACAAUUGAGAGUUUAUAUCACACAAUUCUGACUUUAUAACUCACAAUUGAGAGUUUAAAUCUCACAAUUGCGAGAAAAAAGUCAGAAUUGUAAGAUAAAAAGUUGCAAUUACCUUUUUUUAUUUUUUAUUUAGUGGCGGAAACAAGCUUCCAUACCUUAUUUAUUUUUGACUUGGUGUAAAUAAUAAUUGUGCAAUCGUGUAUGAUAUUGAAAAAAAAAAAAAAAGUGUGAAGUAAUAUCCGUAGAUAAAGUGGAUGCUUUGACCCACAAGAUCAUACUUUAUAUUUACUUAUUUCGAUAAACGCAGGUUUAUCAAAGCCAUAUGUGUACGGCUAGAUCAAAAGGCGUUGUGUAUUUGAAUUAUUCUCUUAUUACAAUAUGUCAUACCAUACCUAUUAUUUGUACGCAUGUCAUCAAAGUUUCACAGUGACAGUAAAGACAGCACCAUAAAUGUACACGUGAAUUUAUAGGUAACUGAAAGAAAAACAUCUUUUUUAAGACAUCUUUUACUGCUUUUGAAAUAGUACUUUAUUUUUAUUUUUUUAUGUAUUUGUUAAGUAUUAUGUUGUUGACAGAGAGACACUGGAUCAUUAUAAGGGUUUUUUAAUGCCUUUACAAUCAGACUUUUAAAGUUCACCUGUUUGUGGUAUUAGCCUUGCAGGACAAGGUUUUAUUUAUCAUGCUGUACUGUUGUAAUAUCUAUUUUUCCUUUAGCAGAUGGUCUUAUGUUAUUGUUUUAAUUGUCUCUAAUUUUAGGAUGUUUUUAAUAGUAAAAUUACAGCUCAUCCAAGGUAUUAAGGUGAAUCUUACAAAAAAAACAAACAAAAAAAACAAUUCCAGGUCACAUUUCAUCCCAGAAAGAUAAGAAAAAAAUAUACAUAAUAAAUUAAAAUUUUGAUAUUAGGGUCAUUGUAAUUCAUUUCAUGACAAAAUUCUCAUUAUAGUAAUGCAUUUUAUAAAUCAACAUAAAGCACAGCAAAUGCUGCCAUGAUGUAUAAAUACUGUACACAUAUAAAUAUAAAUAAAUAAAUAAUAAUAAUAAUAAUACAUAAAAAUAAAUAUUUUGUGCAUUAUGCCAAUAAUAAUUUUUGGGAUAAAUUUGCUAAAAAUGGUAAUUGCCUUAAAAAUUCUAAAAUUGGUCUUUAAUCAAAAUAUUUUAUUUUGUGGCUGAAAUAUGAGCUGGCAUCAUUUUUUGCGAGAUUCACCAGUCUAAGACAAAAGAACUAAAUCUUGUAUAUGUACUCUUUAAGACCCAGACUUUACUCUAAUAUCACUUACUACAACUAGUACUGUUAUUAUGAUAUGAUCCCAUCAAACCCCACUGCUCCUACUGUCUUGUUUAGGUGAAAACUAAAAUGGAAAAGUGUUUCAGGCAGAGCCGUCAUCAGAAGAGAACAUUGUCCUCUGUGGUUUAUAAGGAAUGUAUUUAUAUUUCUUACUCCUGUACAGUCUGUGUAUAAAACUGAACUAAGAGCUGUCUUCAACAUUAAUAAUUUGGUGGAUUGUAUGUAGUCAAAGGUACAUUUGUAACCUUUAUUCAACAUGCAAAUACAUUUGUAAAUAACUAGUGUUAACCAUAUUAUUCAUGUGAUGAUAACAGCACAUCUUAAAUUGGACGCUGCUAAAGGGUCCCAGGAGGAAAAAAUGAUGUUUUUAAAUUGGCUGUGAUGGUGAAAUGCCAUCAUAUAAAUCCAAGCACUUUAUGGCUUUAGGAUAUUGUAAACAAUGUUAUAUUUACAGUAAAUAUCAGUCAGUAUUAUGUCAUGCUGUGUCAUUUUGACAACUACAGAUUUUAGAAAUGUUUUUAAGAGUUAAUAUCUUGUGUUUUCAUUAAAGAGCUGUAAUGCUGUUUCUUUUUUUUUUAUAUCGCCACGUUUGAAUUAUGUAAAGUGAUUUCUUUUUCAAUAAAUACUAAAGUGUGCAAAAA
Molecule: messenger RNA, 4491 nt
Organism: Ctenopharyngodon idella (grass carp)
Lineage: Eukaryota; Metazoa; Chordata; Actinopteri; Cypriniformes; Xenocyprididae
Gene: tp73
Product: tumor protein p73
Exons: 14
Coding region: 320-2254 (644 amino acids)
Biological process (GO): regulation of transcription by RNA polymerase II; apoptotic process; protein tetramerization
Cellular component (GO): nucleus
Molecular function (GO): DNA-binding transcription factor activity, RNA polymerase II-specific; RNA polymerase II cis-regulatory region sequence-specific DNA binding; protein binding
Source: RefSeq, a predicted model, not a curated record